GAUGGCAGGGGCAUGCCCAGGGCAGCAGGGCUGAGCCCGGCGGCGGCAGAGGCGGGCAGUGGUCCGGACCCUGCCAGCAACCUCUGCAUCGGCAGCCCAUUGGCGUCCCCCGCCCGGGGGAAGGCUCGAGCUCUCCCGACUGUUUCUUCCCGUGCCUCCUCUCCCUCGUGCCACGCUGCCUGCGGGUCCAGGGUCGAGGAGGAGGAGCCCCCGCUGGACUGAGCGCGGACCGCCCCCCCCCACGUGCUCCCCAGCGCCCCCCAGCGGCGCACGAGGCUCCCGCCCCCCAGCGGUUGACUGCGAUCCGCGCUCGGCUGCACCCAGGCUAGGCCUCGGUCCGCCCGCUCCUUCGGCUCCGGGCGGCCGCUGCCGGGGACCCCAGCAGGUGCUGCCCGAGCCGGACCCGGAGCCGGAGCCGGUCCAGCCCGGAGAACCAUGGCCAGGCCUCGGGGCGCCGCUGCCGACUCGGGCCGAGCCCCCAGGCAACAGUGGCGGCGGCGGCAGCAGUGGCAGCGGCGGCGGCAGCAGCAACAGCAGCGCUGGGGGAACCGCAGGGCACAACGGCCGGCCGGCCACCCCGAGUAGACCCCCACCUCCUCCUCGUGAAGGCCCCGGCGAGGAGCACCUGCGGGACGGCCCCCGGGAGGCGGCUCGGCACCCAGCCCCGCGGCCCAUGCCGCCCCCCGCCUCGCCAUGCCUGCCGUGACCAAAGCCCCCGCCGGUGCCGCCUCCCCCGACGAGGACAAGGCCAAGAGCAAGGGCCCCGCCCCCCAGGACAAGCCGGCCGCCCUGUUCGGGCUGGCCGCGCUGGGGGGGGGCCGCGGCGAGAAGAUCGUCAUCGCGCGCAGGGACAGCGCGCCCGAGGAGAGCGUUCUCAAGAUCACCAUCACCGAGACCACCGUGAUCGAGGCGGACUCGGGCAUCUGGAACGCGCGCGCGCUGCUCUACCUCACGCUCUGGUUCUUCUUCAGCUUCUGCACGCUCUUCCUCAACAAGUACAUCCUGUCCCUGCUCGAGGGGGAGCCCAGCAUGCUGGGAGCCGUGCAGAUGUUCUCCACCACCCUCAUUGGCUGUAUUAAGAUCUUUGUUCCUUGCUGUUUGUAUCAGCAUAAAGCCCGCCUGUCGUAUCCCUCCAACUUCAUCAUGAUAAUGAUAUUUGUUGGACUGAUGAGGUUUGCCACCGUGGUCUUGGGCCUGGUCAGCUUGAAGAAUGUGGCUGUUUCAUUUGCUGAAACGGUGAAAAGCUCAGCUCCCAUCUUUACGGUCAUCAUGUCCAGGAUGAUUCUGGGGGAAUACACCGGCCUGCUGGUCAAUCUGUCCCUCAUCCCAGUCAUGGGUGGCCUCGCACUCUGUACAGCUACCGAAAUCAGCUUCAACGUCCUGGGUUUCUCUGCAGCUUUGUCCACUAACAUCAUGGACUGUCUGCAAAAUGUGUUUUCCAAAAAGCUUCUCAGCGGGGACAAAUACAGGUUUUCUGCCCCAGAGCUUCAGUUCUACACAAGUGCUGCCGCUGUGGUCAUGCUCAUUCCUGCUUGGAUCUUUUUCAUGGAUAUGCCAGUGAUUGGAAAGAGUGGGAAAAGUUUCCAUUACAACCAAGACGUCAUCUUGCUGCUUCUCAUGGACGGCGUCUUGUUCCAUCUUCAGAGCGUCACGGCCUAUGCCUUGAUGGGAAAGAUCUCCCCCGUCACUUUUAGUGUGGCCAGCACGGUGAAGCACGCGCUGUCGGUCUGGCUGAGUAUCAUCGUGUUUGGGAACAAAAUCACCAGCCUGUCGGCCAUCGGGACAGUCCUGGUGACCAUCGGCGUGCUGCUCUAUAACAAGGCCAAGCAGCACCAGCAGGAAGCCAUGCAGAGCCUGGCCAUGACGGCCAGGCCCAGUGCUCCCGAGGACACAGAACCGCUGGUUGCCAAGGACUUUAAGCCUUACAAUUGACCCAGGUGGGUCCGCACCGUCCGCCAGGAGCCCAUCGCGCGGCACCCUGGCCCCUCCCGGAAGCUGCUCCUUUCCUUCCUGCUGACAUCCUGACAGUUCCUGUGGACGUGCAUGCAGAUGGGGAAUGGGGGUGGCGAGAGGGAGGAGGGCAUCCUAAAGCAGAGACGCCGCCGUGCCCCCUUCUGAGAGGGUCACCAGCAUUGGCAAAAGACCUUUCCUUCUCCUGGAAGGAGCCCGCGCACCGUCAGCACCCUGGACAAGGGCAGCUUCCCCUCAGCACUGUCACUGGAAUAAUGUGAAACAAUAAAAAUGGCCGCCACUGUCUGGACCGAAUGGGUGCUGUGCAGACCACGGCUGAGGAGUGGCCAGAGCGGAGGCAGCUGAGACUUCCUGUGGACCGCAAUUGGAAACUGUGAAACCGAAGCUCGAGGACGAGGGGCUCCGGCGGCUCUCCCAUGGCGGUUGGCUGAAGAACGUGGAGAAUCCGAGAGAAGUCGGUGUCCUUUAGUGAACAGAGCCCACCGCGAGGAUUUCGCGGCACUGCCUUUUCCUUCAGAAUCCGUGAUAAGCCUUCGGCCCAAAGGGAGGCCGCGGGAACGACAAAGCUGGUUGUCCUGGGGACCAGAGAUUGGCUGAGGUAACAAGAUGGUUCUCUGUGGAACACUUAAGUCCUUCCGCGGCACUGGAGGAAUGCCGACACGUACCAUACCCACUCUCUUCCCACCAGCCCCUAAAGGAGGAAGGAAGAUUGUGGGGCAAGGACCCAGAGUGGGGUCCCUGCUGUCAAGACCUUCAUGCUGUGUCCAUUUCCCCCCUCCAUCUCCCAGUCUGCGUAUUAAAAAACAAAACACCCUCGGUGGUAUAUAAUAAUAACAUGAAAUAUUUAGAAAAAAGGGGUCUUUUAUAGGCUUAUUUUAAAUUAUCGGAGUGCAAUAAAGAAAGGAGUACUCCUUGUGGCCCUCCUCGGCCCCACACCCCAAACUGGAAAAUCGGGCUAAAGGGUUUUCCCUUUGCAUCCUGGUGGCCAGCCAGGCACAGUGCCCGGGAGCAGCGGCCCCUCUCUUGGGAGGGCGGGCGAGGAAAAGAAUGUUAACUGAUGGCCAUUUCCCAGCUCCUCUGGUUGAUUUAAAACAAAAUGUCUCAAACAUUGUAAUCGUUUUGGCUCUCCUCUUAAGAAUGGGGAUGUCCUCGGUUUUAAAUUUAGCAUACGGUAUCUCGAGUGCUGGAUGGUUGUCUCCUUUCCUACUUGGCAUCGGCAGGGGUAGAGCCACCAGGACCCUCCCCUUCGCCCCAUUCCUUGACUUUUUGUUCACUUUCUUUUUCCACGUGAGGUGAUAAGUAAAGGAAGAAAGCUGGCACAGGUGUCAGUGUUUCCAUUUGGGGUUAAAUUAUUUUUUUAAAUGAUGCAGUAGUAAAGAAAAAAAGGCUAGAUUUCGGGGAAUAGAAAAUUGUGCUUCAUAGGUCAAGCCAGAAGCUUUACUAACAGCAUGUCUUACCCUUGUAGCUCCACGUGGCCUAAGGAAGGCCUCGAACCUCUCGUGACAUCUCCUGUUUAGGAGAUGGCCCCAUUUUAGGGCAUCUGGGCUAGAAAGUGUAAUUUGCAUCAUGAACCAGAAGGCUCAGAAAUUGGUUCCGUAUUCCAGCUUUUCCCCUGCCUUUCCUCAUGUCUGUUGACCUCCUGGGAGCUAUUUGUAAGCUGAGUUGUCAGAGAGAGACAGGACAAAGUCACUUUGGAAUGGGGUGUUGCAGAGGGACUUUACCUGUGAUUAAUCAGCUGCUAAUUCCUGCAGCCUGACCUCAAUGAGUUUGGGGCGAAAUUGGGGUGGGGGAAGUGGGGAAUGGCAGAAAUUUUGGUGAUGGUUGUAUUAUUUUAGUGUUUAUUUAAAGACAAUUAUUCAGAUUGAAGGCUUGGUUUUAGAUGAUGGCCUACACUGGAAUUCUGUCUCCAUUUUUAACCUGGGGAAGGAAUCGGGGGGGAAAAGAUUUCCUGUAAUGUGAGUUUUGGGGGUUUUCCUUUUUUCAUACUGUUUCCAUAGCCCUAAUGGUUCUCAGAGUUAGCUGCAUUGACAGCUGGAUCUUUUUUUUUUUUUUCCUGUGAGUAAUAAAAGCAUUUAGGGUUCUAGAUGUUCUACUAUUCCCCUCCCCCUGUUUCAUUUCCUCUCUCCUGCCCAGGUUGGCCUCCCGUAAUUAUCUCAAUAGCUUUCUGGUUGGCUUCCCACCCAGAAAACUGUAAAAUGCUAGAAUAACUACUCCUGUAGAUCAAAUCUCUCUGCAACAAAGAGCAUAAUUAAAUCUCAUUAAGUUCUUUCUGCCUGUUGGGAAAGGCUCACCACAAGCAUUCGAGCAAACAGCAGCCCUUUGAAGGUGCAGAGACCUCUCGAGUCACUUCAGCUCCUGGAUGCAGUGGACAUUCCAAAUCUGUCGACUCAGACUUGGAAGACUUUUGCUCCAAUGACAUUCCCUCGAAAUGCAUUUUCCCUUCUCCCUAAAGGAGAGAGGGCUGAAUUAAAGAACUUGCCUGUGUUAGUUGGGGUGGGGGUAAGAGAUUCUGCUGGCCUACGAAGACCAACUUCAGAAAGGUUCACCGACUCCCACAAGAGAGGACACGGAGCUUCCUCAGGACUUCAACAGCUUCCCCCUUUCUGCCUUUUGAAAAGAACACCAAGAUGGGAAAGGGUUUAAAACUGCCCAUUUGCAAAGAGUUGACAUCUGAAGGAUUUGCCAUUGGUCACGAAUGACAUCCCCUGGAAUUUGGUCUGUGUUUCCUCAGAGAGCAAAUGAGCCAGCAGGUUCUGACACUGCCUGUGAUCCAGGUUUAAAAAAAAAAACAACUCAAAAAGCAACAAAAAAAGAACAACUCUCGUGAUAUUCAGGACCUUCAUGGCUCCAGGAAUUGACCCUCCAAAAAAAAUCCCCCAAGCUCAAAACAGGGAUUAAUAACAUGAAUUCGUUGCUAAAUCAAUAGAUGAGGCAAGAAACCACAAAAUUAUCUUUGGAAACUUUACCUUUCUUUGGAUUCUUCUUCGGAAGACUUUGGAUUACCACCAUCCAACAAGCCAAGCUGGGAUCUUUCUUUGGAUUGAUGGGCCUCCUCCUCGUUGAGUCAUGUCACAAAUGCCAGCACCAGGCACUCUCCGGUUCCUCUAAGUUUGCAUCUCAGAACAUCCAGUGAAUAUUGUAAAUGUACAGAGAUGGUCUAUUUUUCUUAACUUUGACUAAGGCAUUUUGAUAGUGAUGACUUCUAGAGUUGUUGGUGAGGUGUCCAUAGAAAUAAAUAGGUGUUCUGUUGGCAUUUCAUGCUUUUAGCCCAGCACUGGUUUAAUACCUAGAUUUCAUGCUCAUCUCUGUGGCAUUUGUGGAAGAAAAAAAACAAAACACUUGAACUAGCUCUUGAUUUUGGCCCAUUUACUUGGCUAGGAUAGAGGGUUUGUGUGGUAAGAGUGCAGUUUGGGUCCUGGCCCUAAGCAAGGCCUGCAUUCAAGUCAUCUGUCUCCCAGGAGACUUGCUAAGAACCAGAAGUUAUUGCUGAGUCACCAGUUGGACAUUUCCACACUGGAGCUCUCUGCAUGGAUGAAAUUUAGAGUUUUAUUCAUGGCCCCGGAUUUGUGUGGGACAGUGGAGAUGAGGGAAGGCCAGUCAUGAAAUGUAUUGUCUCCAAUUCACUUCAACAAGCGUUUAUUGAGCACCUACAAAGUGUAAGACACUAGGGACAAAGCUUACACACCAGAUGAAAGGCGAUGUGCUAGAGUGGACAAGGGCAAGUGUUGGAAUCGGGGAGGCCUGAGCUUAAGUCUUAACCUUUCACCCAUACUCGCUCCAGGCCCCCCACUGUACUGCUUGUCUGUCUUUGUACCAUAUACUUAGUACUGGUUCUCAGACACGUCAAGGGUUUUUUUUUUUCCAAGCAUAUCAAAGAAAGUCAUAUUUUACACCCCUUUUCCCCCAGCAGCCAUCAAUCAAGACUUAGUAUUGGCUUUAAAACAGAAGGUAAGGGAUUUAAAAAACAACCCGGUUCUAUAAAUUUUUUCAGAGUCUCUGAAGACAUUUCUAUUCAGAUGGCAGAGAUUCCAAUGGAUGGAUCUAUGGUCUUUUCAAUGGGGAUGUUCAAUCCAAUAAUUUAAAUUACUUUCCAUAAACGGCUUGCUCAUUCCGUGCAGUGUCCGUGACCUCUUGACCACAUCAUUUCAGGCACUAGCGAUUAGCCCAGCUGAGACCUUCCUCAGAUUUGCCUGAUGUUGUUGCAACAUCCAUCGCACUUACGUAUGACUAGCCAAUCUCUUCUCUUUUUUUUUUCUCCUCUCCAGCAAACUCAUUUGAGAAAGCUUUUGUUUGAAAUCCUAGUGAUCAUUUGAUUCAUGAUUUCCUAUGAGCUAUAGUUCCAUGUGCUUAAAGUAUUGGGGAUCUUACAUAGGUGUCUUUUAAAUUUUAAAAACAGUACAACAUGGUGGUCAGAACUGUGUAACGAAUAUAUCUAAAGGGAUAACUAGGCAGCUCAGCAGAUAGUGGGCCAGGCCUGGAGUUGGGAGGUUCUGGGUUCAAGUUUGGCCCCAGGCACUUCCUAGCUGUGUGACGCUGGGCAAGUCACUUAAUCCCCAUUGCCUAGCCCUCACCUCUCUUCUUACCUAGUAUUGCUUCUGAGACAGAAGGCAAAGGGGUUUUUUUUAAGUAUAUCAAAGAAAGUAGUAUUUUACACCCUCUUUCUCCCAAACCCCCAUCAAUUUUUAAAGAUAUUUCCAAGCCAUUGGGUUCUUUAUUCUAUACCCACACUUUGGUAGCAUUUGUCCCACAGAAAAAUGUUUGAGACAGUGUGGGUCAGUUGUUGCCUUAUGAAGGAAGUACCAUGUGACUUUGGCAACAUCACUUAGCAAAGUGAUGCUCUGAAUCAAGGCCAGAAAGUAUUUCCUUUGCUUCUUCAGGUUGAAAGGUGAAACAAAGGUAUGGUUCUGGACCAGAGAUCAUCUCUUUCUUGCUUGAAGUCAACCGGAACUGAGGUUGAUGUUUCUGGAGCUGAUCUGCUCAGAUCUCCUGACUUUGGGUCCUUUCCUUCUCUUAGUGGACAAAUAUAGUUAAACCUCUUAGCUCUGGCCUUCAAGGGGUUUCUUGGUUUUAUUUCCAUUUGUUUUUCUCUUUGCUGGUCAAGGAGUGGUGAAUUGAGAGACUCAGCCAUGGCACCAGCUUCACAGGUGUGCCGUCCUCUGGCUUCCUUGGAAACACUGGUUUCUUCCUCACUUAUAUUUCAGAAUGAUGAAUUACAAGGUGGAUGUUACCUUAGAGAUGGACUUUUGUGCUUCGCCCAGAAGCCUAUAUCUUACCUGGAAAAUGGUUAAAAAGACAGUCCCUCCUGUGUCUUCUAGAAUUUUUUUUUGGUUUUAAUUUGGGGCACAAAGCCCAGCUUGGUCUCUUCCUUGGAUCUCUUUAGUUAAUUUUUUAAACCCUUACCUUCAGUCUUAGAAUCAAUAAUGUUGUAUUGGUUCCACGGCAGUAGAGCAGUAAGGGCUAGGUGACUUGCUCAGGGUCAGUGCCUUUAACCUGAUUUGAAUCCUGCGUCUCCCAGUCUCUAGACUAGUUACUGGGCUGGAUUCCUCACUGCCUCUUAGAAGCUCUCACAGAGCCAACAUUGGCAUAUGAUCCUAGAACUGUUGAUUGGGCGCUAGAGGGAACCUUCAAGGGUUUUUAGUCCUAUCGGUGGCUAAGGAUGGAGAAAUCAGGGUCUGGGUAUAACCUCUGGCCUUCAUUAGAACUGGCUCAAUCCACUGAGCCACCUAGCUGCCCUGAUCUCUUACUUUCAAGCUGUCAGCCUCUUAAAUAAAUGUUGGUAAGCUAAGCCACCAUUUAGACCUGAGAUGAAAAGGUCCUGAACUUUUGCCAAGGGCUUGACUCCAAAGUUACAGGAGCCAAACUUAGAUGGUGAGUCUCCCACAGGAAGUGAGCCAUCGUUUGUGGAUGUGACAGUGGGUGUUUACAUCCCACUUUUAAUCACAGUUUCCAUUCCUGACAGUAGCUCUCAAAUUCCCCAAACAGCCAUAAACUAGGAUUGCUAGAGUCAGUGAAGCCAACAACAAACAGUUCACUCAGAAUGAACACGCUUACCUGAAUGGGGGGACCAGCCAAGAAUCUGUUUGCUUGAGUUGUUCUUUUGAUGGUGGGGCAGCUCAUGUCCAUCCUUUCCUGGCUAUGUUACCUAAACCAGUACGUGUUUUCCUGGAGCUGUAAGUCUUAGCAAAUUAAAACCUUUGCACUUGAUGGGUGAGCUGUGCUAUAUUAUCCUGCUUGACUCUGUUUUCAAAUUAAAUGUGGGAGUCAAGCCAUGGGGCAGCAAUCUGCAUGCUAAAAAAAAAGGACUAAAAGCGAGAGAGAGGCAUGCUGGAGAGGACCUUGAAGAGAACACUAAGUUUUUGCCUUAAGCAACUGUUGUUGCAGAGAGAUUCUAAGGCUUCUAGGAAAUCAGCAAGCCAUACCACUUGAUAUCCAUCAUAUCACCAGAGAAUUGAUACUAUCUGGGCUGUCUGAAUGCUGGGGGGGAGUUCUGAGUUCCAGACUUGCCACACACACUCAUCCAAGUGUCCCUGUGUCCAAAUGGGAAUUUUAAAAUAUAAAAUUGUGAGUUUUCCACUUUGAGAAACUUGAAAAUAGCAACAGUAAUUGCUUCUACACCAGAGCCAAAUUGUAUUUUGUUACAUCAUACCAAAAGGUGUAGGAUGAAAACCACACUGUACAAGAUGUUUGUAGGUAUUUUGUGCAUUUUUUACAUGGCCUCUUUCAGUAUUUCUGUAAGUUCUCUGCUUUCUAAAAGAUGUUCAAUUCAGUUUGUCACUGUUUAAUUCUCUUGUGGGAUAAUAGCUUGAUAACUGUGUAAUAAAUCCUGUGGAUGCCUCUGGGCUGUUUGUUUGAGUAAAGCAGACAAGCUAGUUUCUUCUCUCCAUGAACAUCGCUCUGGAAAAGUAAAAUAAAAUCAGAUUAUUUGUGCUUCAA
Monodelphis domestica (gray short-tailed opossum) is the source of this 8904-nucleotide messenger RNA. RefSeq names its product solute carrier family 35 member E2B (gene SLC35E2B). NCBI's taxonomy places the organism in Eukaryota, Metazoa, Chordata, Mammalia, Didelphimorphia, Didelphidae. The record is from RefSeq and is a predicted model, not a curated record.